Molecule: messenger RNA, 1573 nt
Organism: Tachyglossus aculeatus (Australian echidna)
Lineage: Eukaryota; Metazoa; Chordata; Mammalia; Monotremata; Tachyglossidae
Product: keratin, type I cuticular Ha4-like
Exons: 7
Coding region: 1-1332 (443 amino acids)
Molecular function (GO): structural molecule activity
Source: RefSeq, a predicted model, not a curated record
AUGGCCCCCUCCUGCUGCAGAUCUACCAUUGGAACCACCAGCUCCCUCAGGAGUGGCAGGUUUUCAGAGGCCAGGGCUGCUUCCAUGUGCCUGACCGCUGCCCUGGCCAACAUUAACCGCCCCCGCGUUGGCGUGACCCCGCUGGGUCGGCCCAGUCUCUGUGUGCCUGCCAGCUGCCGGGCCGCCUGCCCCUUGCCUGGCUCCUGCAACAUCCCUGCCAACAUUGGGAACUGUGGGAAUUAUGGCGAGGGCAUCCUGAACGGCCACGAGAAGGAGACCAUGCAGUUUCUGAACGACCGCCUGGCCAACUACCUGGAGAAAGUUCGCCAUCUGGAGCAGGAGAAUGCUGAGCUGGAGACCAAGAUCCACGAGUGGACCAAAUGCCAAGUCCCCUUUCUUUGCCCGGACUAUCAGUGCCAAUUCCGGACCAUUGAAGGGCUGCAGCAGAAGAUCCUGUGCACCAAGUCUGAGAAUGCACGACUGGUGGUGCAGAUCGACAACGCCAAGCUGGCUGCAGACGACUUCCGCACCAAGUACGAGACGGAGCUGUCCCUUCGCCAGCUAGUGGAAGCCGACAUAGGGGGCCUCCGCCGCAUCCUGGAUGACUUGACAUUGGUCAGAAGUGAUCAGGAGGCCCAGGUGGAGUCACUGAAGGAAGAGCUGCUCUGCCUCAAGAAGAACCAUGAACAGGAGGUGCACACCCUGCAGUGCCAGCUGGGAGACAAGCUCCGAAUCGAGUUGGACACCACCCCACCCGUGGACCUGAACCGGGUGCUGGGGGAGAUGCGCUGCCAGUACGAGGCCAUGGUGGAGACCAACCGCAACGAUGUGGAGCAGUGGUUCACGGCCCAGUCGGAGGGGCUGAGCAUGCAGGUGAUGUCCUGCUCGGAGGAGCUGCAGUGCUGCCAGUCGGAGAUCCUGGAGCUGAGACGCACGGUUAAUGCGCUGGAGAUUGAGCUGCAGGCACAGCAUGAGUUGAGAAACUGCCUGGAGAAUUCGCUGGCCGAGUCAGAGGCCCGCUACAGCACAGAGCUUGCCCAGAUGCAGUUCCUGAUCAGCAACACAGAAGACCAGCUGGCUGAGAUCCGUUGUGACCUGGAGCGGCAGAACCAGGAAUACCAGGUGCUGCUGGAUGUCAAGGCCCGACUGGAGGGCGAGAUCUCCACCUACCGGGGCCUGCUGGAGAGCGAGGACUGCAAGCUGCCCUGCCAUCCCUGUGCCACCCCAGCGAGCUGCACCCCCUGUGCUCUGCCUCCUGCCUGCACGCCCUGCAAACCCUGUCCCUCCAGUUCCCGCUCUGCCUGCGGUCCCUGCGCCCCGCCUCGGUGUUAAAGCUCAUCCCGGCCUGGUGCGAUGAAAAUGGGAAAGCCAUGGCCCGGGUUGUUCCUUUCUCCACCUGGGCCACCCCAUAUUGGGCCUGAAUCAGUUCUGUAGAUGCAGUUUUCUUCCUGCUUUUCCCCACUGCAGCCUCCCUCUAGUUGCCCCCUCCCUCUCUUUCAGCCCACGGUUGCUGUUGGGACACCUCUGCUCAUGUCUUUUCUAUUCUUGGCUGCUCAUGGGUGUCCCAAGAUGC